Molecule: messenger RNA, 2408 nt
Organism: Mesocricetus auratus (golden hamster)
Lineage: Eukaryota; Metazoa; Chordata; Mammalia; Rodentia; Cricetidae
Gene: Abraxas1
Product: abraxas 1, BRCA1 A complex subunit
Exons: 9
Coding region: 44-1255 (403 amino acids)
Biological process (GO): attachment of spindle microtubules to kinetochore; protein K63-linked deubiquitination; mitotic spindle assembly
Cellular component (GO): nucleus
Molecular function (GO): microtubule binding; polyubiquitin modification-dependent protein binding
Source: RefSeq, a predicted model, not a curated record
GCCCCGCGGUCGUGGCUGUGGCGGCAGCGGCUGAGGCGGCGGUAUGGAGGAGAGCGAGAGUACGCUGGGGGUGCUGUCCGGCUUCGUGCUCGGCGCGCUCACCUUCCAGCAUCUCAACACCGACUCAGACACGGAGGGAUUCCUUCUGGGUGAAAUGAAAGGUGAAGCCAAGAAUAGCAUUACUGAUUCACAAAUGGAUAAUGUUAAAGUUGUUUAUACAAUUGACAUUCAGAAAUAUAUUCCAUGCUACCGACUUUUUAGCUUUUAUAAUUCUUCAGGUGAAAUAAACGAACAUGCAUUGAGGAAAAUUCUUUCAAAUGCCAAAAAGACUGUGGUGGGUUGGUACAAAUUCCGCCGUCACUCGGAUCAGAUGAUGACAUUUAGAGAGCAGUUGCUACACAGAAACUUACAGACACAGCUUUCAAGCCCAGAGCUUGUUUUUCUACUGUUAACACCAAGUAUAACAACAGAAAGCUGCUCCACUCACUGUCUGGAACACGCCCUAUAUAAACAUCAAAAGGGGCUUUUUCACAGGGUGCCUUUGGUGGUUGCCAAUCUGGGAAUGUCUGAUCAACUGGGCUAUAAAACAGAGUCUGCUUCCUGUACGUCCACUGGCUUCAAUAAAGCCGUGAGGACACACAGUUCUCAAUUUUUUAAUGAAGAUGGAUCAUUAAAGGAGGUGCAUAAGAUAAAUGAAAUGUAUGCUGCUAUACAAGAAGAAUUAAGGAGUCUAUGCCAAAAAGUUGAACAAAGUGAACGAGAAGUAGAGAAACUAAUGACGGAUAUAAAUCGAUUAAAAGAAGCUAGAAAAGAACAGCAUGUGCAGACUAAGGCAGCAGGAGGGAAGACUGUCCAAAACAACCCCCAGGAGAACAUCCUUCUUUGUCAAGCUUUACGAACCUUUUUUCCAGAGUCCGAAGUUCUUCAUUCUUGUGUUAUUUCUUUGAAAAAUAGACAUAUUUCUCAAAGUGGGUGUAACACGAACCACCAUCUUGAUGUGGCUAACCUGACCUUAAUGGUGGAGUAUGUUCACAGCCCUGAUGCUAGCCCUGUAGCCCAGCUGACUAAGCGUAAGACUCUAGACACGCAAGACCAAUGGCCUGUGAAGAAACUACGAUUGGAGACAGAAACGAGACCCAUGACAGAUCCCCGAAGCAGUCACCAAAACAAAACUUCCUCAAGCAACCUAGAUAUAGACACAGAGAUGGGGAGCACAGAAGAGGAUGGUGAAUACCCUCGCUCUCCCACAUUCUGAUUCUUGUUAGACGAUGUUUUUGUCUUGACCGAGGUUCAAACCACUUGUUCCUAUUUUUACUGCAUUCAGCUGUUUAUAAUGUAUGAAUAAGGUAUUUUUACUGUUCAACCGUUUGUAAGAUGUAGGUAAGUUAAUGUUUUAUAAAGUAUCUUAGAAGUUCUUAUUUAUAUCUCAUACAUUGUAAAUGUGUCCAUGCUCAGCUAAGCUGCAACCUGUCCCUCACUCCCCAGCCUCUUGUCACUGCGCCUUCUGCUGGCCUGAUUUCCCUUUCAUGUCUCGUGUGCUCUUUGCCUUCCUCGCCACAUAGAUUCCUUGUUUCCUGUCUCAUGAUCCCUUUCUAUCAGUGUCUUGACCUCUGUUUAUCCACAUCGAAAGUACUUUUUAGAAAUAGAGAGAUUGUUUUUCUUCUUCUUUUUUUUUUUUUUGCCUUAUUUAUACUUGUGGGGCAGGAAUAGAAUCCAGGGCGGCCGUGUGAAUGGUAAGCAACUUCUCUACCAUUGAACUAGAGUCUAAAUUGUUUGAUUUUUUUUGUUUUGUUUUGCUUUUUGGUGUGGUUUUUGUUUUUGCUUUGUUUUGAGACAGGGUUUCUCUGUGUAGUUCUGGCUGUCCUCAAACUCAAAAAUAUCUGCCUGCCAAGUGCUGGGAUUAAUGAUACACGCCACCCUCUGGGCACUGGUGGCCCACACCUUUAAUCCCAGCACUGGGGAGGCAGAGGUAGGUGUAUCUCUGAGUUCAAGGCCAGCCUGGUCUACAGAGCAACUUGCAGAACAGACUUCAAAGCUACAGAGAAACCCUGUCUCAAAGAAAAGAAGAAAAGAUUCAUGCCACCACAUCCAGCUAAGAUGCUUUUAUUUCAAAGCAAAGACGUAAAUAGAUGCAUUCUUUUAAACUAGAACAUUCUCCAAAUUGGAAAUGAGAAACUAGCCUUGUUUUAUAGCACGGAAAUAAAGCACUAAAAGUUUGUGAGAUUGGGCCUGGAACUUGGCUCAGCGGGCACAGGCAUCUGCAAUCAAGACUGACAACCUGAGUUCGAUUCCUGGGCUCCCUCGAUGGAAGGAAAGAACCGCCUUCCACAAGUUCUUCUGACUUCCACACAUAUAUUCACUGUGGCAUACACAUGAAACCCCCAUAAAUAAAUGUUUGUAAAAUCUUA